Messenger RNA from Cydia strobilella, 2384 nucleotides. RefSeq names its product pinin (gene Pnn). The transcript has 6 exons. Lineage: Eukaryota; Metazoa; Arthropoda; Insecta; Lepidoptera; Tortricidae. Gene Ontology annotation, cellular component: catalytic step 2 spliceosome. The coding region runs from base 105 to 1379 and encodes 424 amino acids. The record is from RefSeq and is a predicted model, not a curated record.
CAAAACGCAUUAUAGACAGCCUGCCAUCAGCGGCAGCGGUACGGAAAUGUAUCUUGCGAAGUGAAUUUGUUAUUUACUUUCAAUUUAUAUUGAUUGAGCUCAAAAUGGGGACAGAAGUAGCAUUAUCGUUUACGGCACUUCGUGCUCAGUUAGAAUCGGAACGGAGCAGCUUGUACAAAAUAGAUGCAAACAUCAAAAAGAUAGUGCAAACGACGGGUCGAUUUUCUAACGAUAGGUUUAAUAACUCAUCUAAUGACUACUUAAAAGGUGGACCACGUUUAGGAGGCCGAAAUUCAUUCCCUGACGCUAGACAAAAUGACGAUUCUUUUGGAAAGAGAAAACAAGAGACCAAAACAGUUUUUAGCAGAUUAUCAGCGCGCACAGCAGGCAGUGACGAUGAAGAGUCCGGCGGCAAGCGUCCACGUGUCAUCUCCCAAGUGUCCCGCGAGCUGCCGACGCGCGCGGCCGUGCUGCGCGCGCAGGGCGGCGACGAGCAGGCGCGCACGCGCAACCGACGGAUCUUUGGCUCGCUGCUCGGGACGCUGCAGAAGUUUAAACAGGAGGAGAUUGUGCUGCAAACUCAGGAAGAUAAAAAGGCACAAGUGGAAAGAAAGAUAGAAGAGCAAGCUCGGGUACAGAAAGAAAAGGAACAGAAGGAAAGAAAGACCCUCUUUGCCGAGAGAGAACACAAAAAAGCCACAAUCAAAGCUCUCGAAGCCAAGAUGGCGCGAGUGCAAGAGUUUGAGAAAUGGGAGGCGUCACAGAAGAGCCUGGGUAACUUUAUACUGACUCGUGCCAAGCCGCACGUGUACUGGAUACCAAAGAAGAUGACCGACAAGGCCACAGAGAAGCUGAACUCCAGUAGAAAGUAUCAUGAAAAGUGCAUGGUAAAGAAACGCUUGGAACUGCAAGAGGAGCUGCAACGGAUAGAGCAGCGCUGCCUGCGCGCGCGCGGGCCCCAGGCCAAGGAGAACGAGCCCGCCCCGGGGGGAGGGGGGCAGGAGGCGGGGGGAGGGGGGCAGGAGGCGGGGGGAGGGGGGCAGGAGGCGAGGGGCGGGGGCGCGGGCGGCGAGCAGCGCCGGGACAAGUUCGCCCCCGACGCCGAGCACAAGGAUAAGGAGGACAGCGACGGGGACGGGGACGGGGAGGACCACCAUGAGCAUAUUGAGGAGCAGAAUGAAGAGAGGCAGGGCAACGGAGAUGCGGAGGUGAAAGACGAGCCAGUGACAGACGAAACUAAACUGGACAAGACCACAGAGCAGAACGCAACAAUGGAAGCUGAAGAGAAACGAGACGAUUCCCAUAUGUCCGUGGACACCAGUGACCUAUUUUUACGGCCAAGUGUGGAGGGCCCGCCGGAGCCCACGGAAGAGUCCUGAAUACUAGAUGAUAGCAUGUUUACAGUAUAUGCAGAGGGUUAGAAUUCUAAGGCCUUGGCCUUUCAUUGACGCCGUACUGUUAAUGUUAACUGAACAUUCGUUAAUCCUAUUGCAUAAGACAUAAGGUCCACCAAUGGUUAGUUUCGAGAGCUGAUGUUUGUGUCGGCAUUUGCAAUGACAAAGUGUGCCAAUGUCAUUUUUAAUGUAAAAAUUCUAUGAAAAUAUGCCGUUUAUAAUGACACUACCUCAUGUUCUGUUCAAAUUGGUGCAAAGUUAGUUUAGACCGAUUCUAGUAUAUCUGGAAAACAGAAAAACUUCUAUAAACAUUGUAUGGAUUGUAUGGUGUCAACCGGAUACCAAAGCCUAAAAGCAAAGGAAAUAUUAUGCUGUUAAAUUAUCAGUUUAUAUUAGAUCAGUCAUUCCAUUCCAUCCCUAAAACAAAACAAACCGUGUUUUUGUUUCAACCGCUUGAAGUUUUUCCUUGCGGACAAGUGUUUUCUCAACUUGCCGCUGGCAGUGUGAAAAGCUUUUUUCAAAAAGGACUAAAAUUUGAAGCUCUUCAGAAAGGCACAGGUUUUGAAAGUUGGUUAAUAGGCCGAAAACGAGCAUUUUAGGAGUUGCAAGCGUACGCAGGCUACGGUAGCUGCUUACCAUCAGGCUGGUUAUAAUAUCAAUGCUUCUCUUCUAAUAUCAAUGUGGUACAAACAACAUUCUCGCGCGUCUAGCCUGAGGGUCUACAGAGAAUGUAGAAAUUUCAUUAUUUGCCUAUUCACUUCACUUGCAUAUUCGAGCGAUAGAGAGGUAGAUAACGAAACUUCGAUGUUCUGUUUUCGCGAUAGACCCUCUGAUACAUUUUUCACGGCAUUAUAUUUUCUUUGACUUGUUCUGCCCUCUACUGGUAUAAGUGUGAAACUUACUAGUGUAUUAUAAAUUGAAAUGUUUACAUUCAGCAUCACUGUGAUUAGAAUUGGGAUGUGUUAUGAAGUGAAUAAACUGCUGACUUUA